UAUAUUCAGCAAAAAAAAGACUGACCCUCACAACAAUUUCUCGACAAUGGCGGCUGCUUCUUCCAUUCUCAGAUCGACCUUCGUCUCUCCCUGCCCCCAACCCAAUCCGCGCCGACCAUCCAAGUCCCCGUCACGUGCCUUCCACCCGAUCAAAGCCGCCGCCGCCGAUGGCCCAGCCGCGCUGCACCAGAAGAACAACCGCCGCCCCGCGGACGAGAACAUUCGCGACGAGGCGCGACGGCUCAGCUCCUCCCACAACUUCUCCGCCCGGUACGUCCCCUUCGGCGCCGACCCCGCCUCGACCGACGAGUGGUACUCGCUCGACGAGAUCGUCUACCGCAGCCGCUCCGGCGGCCUCCUCGACGUCCAGCACGACAUGGACGCGCUGAAGAAGUUCGACGGCCAGUACUGGCGCUCCCUCUUCGACUCGCGCGUCGGGAAGACCACGUGGCCGUACGGCUCGGGCGUCUGGUCGAAGAAGGAGUGGGUCCUGCCUGGGAUCGCCAGCGACGACAUAGUCAGCGCUUUCGAAGGUAAUUCCAAUCUCUUCUGGGCCGAGCGUUUCGGCAAACAGUUUCUAGGCAUGAACGAUCUGUGGGUGAAGCACUGCGGGAUUAGCCACACCGGCAGCUUCAAAGAUCUGGGAAUGACUGUUCUGGUCAGCCAGGUGAACCGGCUGAGGAAGAUGAACAAACCGGUGGUCGGCGUCGGCUGUGCUUCAACCGGAGACACAUCCGCCGCCCUAUCAGCCUACUGUGCUUCCGCCGGAAUCCCCUCCAUCGUCUUCCUCCCGGCAAAUCGGAUAUCAAUUUCCCAAUUAGUCCAACCCAUAGCCAACGGAGCUUUUGUGCUGAGCAUAGACACAGAUUUCGACGGAUGUAUGAAGCUGAUUCGAGAAGUCACAUCUGAACUCCCCAUUUACCUGGCCAAUUCACUCAACAGCCUGAGAUUAGAAGGCCAAAAGACGGCCGCCAUUGAAAUCCUUCAACAGUUCGACUGGGAAGUGCCAGAUUGGGUGAUAAUCCCAGGAGGGAAUCUGGGCAACAUCUAUGCAUUCUACAAAGGGUUUCACAUGUGCAGAGAAUUAGGGCUUGUUGAUAGGAUUCCCAGGCUUGUCUGUGCUCAAGCAGCAAAUGCCAACCCUCUCUACCUGCAUUACAAAGCCGGCUGGAAAGGAGACUUCAAGCCCGUGAGGGCAAAUACGACAUUUGCGUCCGCGAUUCAGAUUGGCGACCCGGUUUCCAUCGACCGGGCGGUUUUGGCUUUGAAAAACUCAAACGGGAUUGUGGAGGAGGCGACCGAGGAGGAGCUGAUGGAUGCCACGGCUCAAGCUGAUUCGACCGGGAUGUUCAUAUGCCCGCACACGGGCGUGGCAUUGACUGCCCUCAUCAAGCUGAGGAGGAGCGGGGUGAUCAAGCCCACGGACAAGACGGUCGUGGUCAGUACUGCCCACGGGCUGAAGUUUACCCAGUCCAAGGUUGAUUACCAUUCGGGGGCGAUCAAGGACAUUGGGAGCCGGUUCGCCAACCCCCCGGUUCAGGUGAAGCCCGAUUACGGAUCGGUCAUGGAUGUUCUCAAGAAAUAUCUGCUGAACAAAGACUCAUCAUCCAGGAAAUGAAAUAUCGGACAAAGAUUUCGGCUAAGAAGGAGGCUCCAAUGAACUUUCUCUAAGAUCCACGUGAAGGGAAAUCUACUCUACGGCCAGCCGCGCAAUUUGUUGCCCGCCACUUUUUUGUAAUUAGUUGAAGUGUCAAUCAAAGGAAUUUGAGACCAACUUGUUGACAUGUCAUUCAGCAAAAGACUUGUAGACCUUUUGAAAUAUCAUUGAGCAGAAGACAUAGCAAAAUGGGUAUAACUGGUAAAUGG
Messenger RNA from Cuscuta campestris, 1866 nucleotides. The record is from the annotation of a GenBank genome assembly. NCBI's taxonomy places the organism in Eukaryota, Viridiplantae, Streptophyta, Magnoliopsida, Solanales, Convolvulaceae.